AUGGGUAACACAGAUAACACGGGUAACACAGAUAGCACAGAUAACACGGGUAACACAGAUAGCACGGGUAACACAGAUAGCCAGGGUAACACAGCACAGAUAGCACAGAUAACACGGGGGGUGGCACCGCAGGGCUGCGGGAAGCGGCUGGUGCUGCAGGCCGAGCCGCACCGCGCCGGCCGGCAGUGGAAGUUCGCCGGCUCCUUCUACUUCGCCAUCACGGUCAUCACCACCAUCGGCUAUGGGCACGCCGCCCCAGGCACAGAUGCUGGCAAAGUUUUCUGCAUGUUCUACGCCAUCCUGGGCAUCCCCCUGACACUGGUCAUGUUCCAGAGUCUGGGAGAGCGCAUGAACACCGUUGUGCGUCUACUGCUCAAGAAGAUCAAGAAGUGUCUGGGCAUGAGGACAACCAAUGUCUCCAUGGAGAACAUGGUCCUCGUCGGCUUUCUGUCCUGCAUGGGGACCCUGUGCAUCGGCGCAGCAGCCUUCUCUUAUUUUGAGGGCUGGACUUUCUUUCAUGCCUAUUACUACUGCUUCAUAACCUUGACCACUAUUGGCUUUGGAGACUUUGUGGCUCUGCAGAAGAAUGAGGCUUUGCAAAAGAAGCCCCCGUAUGUGGCUUUCAGCUUCAUGUACAUCCUGGUGGGCCUGACCGUCAUCGGCGCCUUCCUCAACCUGGUGGUGCUGCGGUUCCUGACGAUGAACUCAGAGGACGAGCGGCGGGACGCCGAAGAGCGAGCCUCGCUGAGGAGAGCCCGGAACAACAUCCACCUCAAGCCGAAAGAGGACAGCCAGUGCAGCAAUGCCAUUUUUCUCCCUGUGGAGGACAGGACAAGCCAGAUGAACCUCAUCCCGCUGAUCCAGGAGGACGCGGAGAGGCAGCGGCGCCAGUCGGCCAACUCGGCAGCCGCGGUCCCCUCCUUCUGCACGUGUCUGUGCUACAGACCUCAGCUGUGCAGCAGCCCGGUGCCCUCCCACCCCGAGACCCUGAGCUGCCACACCAACCCUGUCUAUUACAACUCCAUUUCCUACAAAAUCGACGAGGUCUCCCUGAGCACGCGGGGUCAGACCGGCUCUUCCCCAGGGAGCACUUUAUCAUCCAACAGCCCUCGCUGCCGGCAACACCCCCGGCUGCGGAGGAAAUCCAUCUAGGAGUGCGUGCUGAGCUGUACUCAGUGCUCGAGUCUUACUAUGAUGAUAAAUUAAGAACAGAGAUGUCAGGUCCUUCUUACUGCUCACAUUUCUUCCAUUUCUCUCCCCUUUCAGCUGGCAGCCAGCCCCAUGCAGGGUCCAGCAGGAACCUUUGAAACCCUGUUGAGAAAUAAUCUUUCCCUUUUGCAGGCACUGAAUGACAUUGUUAGUUUUUCUUUGCUUUUUUCCUCCCAAGUAGGUUCAAGCAUUUGGGUCUGGCAAGAGACUCCCUGAUGUGAAGUCCAGCAAGCUGUAGGUUUGCUCUCCCACCUCCCUGCUCCCCCAAGAGAGGCAUUUCUGCCCUCCCCCCCUGCCUGACCUUGGCUGUGGUCACUGCCAGCACAUGCCUCUUGCUAUAUGGGCUAGAUUGCACUUGCUGAGAGCAUAUCAAAAGCAAAGUCCAUGCUAGGGAGCCCUGCAGGGUUGGGGGUCUUUAAGUUGUCCUCUGACACUGGGUGCAGGUAAGUCGGUGCCAGGCAGCAGGUUUGCAGCUGGUGGAUGGGCAGGGAGAGGUGGGCAGGAGGGGGCAGGCUGCAGUCCUGCUGCUCAGCACACAGGGACAGCUUCAUGGCACUGCAUCUCCCAUGGCCAGCCCUCAAGGUCCCAGCUCAGGCUUGUGGCUGGCUCAGUCCUUUUGGGAGCUGAGGGUCCAUACACUUCCCCACAUACCCACCAGCACACCUUACCUCACUACUCAUAGAUCCUCCAGGCUGAGCUGGCUGGUGGGAUGCUGUGUCCCAUCUGCAAGGGAAGCUGAACAGCCACAGCUCCAGCCCUCCUCUGUGAUGAGCCCAACCUGUGCCUAGGGCACAGCCUUGGGGAGAACCUCCCUGAACCCCACAGAGCCACCUGCAAGGGGUUUGGCCCUGAUGAGAUCAUUAGCUAAAUUCACCCUUUCCCUCACAACCUUUCUUCCAGCUGACAACCCAGCACGCAUGUCUGCUCCUUGCCUCCUCCUGGUCCCUGUGAGCCCAUGGGUUUUGCCGAUUGCUGCUGGGGUUAUCAGAGGUGGGGUGAGCCCAUCUCACUGUAUCUCCCUGGGUGGGAUGCGGUACCCACACAGCCUCGCCUAGGAGGCUGUUUCCAGCUGGUGUCCCUCAUCCAUCCUGCCUCAUUUCCAAGAAAACAGGACUAGGCUCUGACAGUGGCAGCAGCUCCGUUUCACUUUUUUCCCCCAAUAAAGGGACAUUUCCACUCUUAGUUCUACACAAAAUACCCUCUGAGGGGGUUUUCACAGAGGGAAGUCCCCUUUUCCUGGUGGGGGAGGCAUGCAUCAGGGUUGGGAAAGCCUCAGGGCAGGCUUUGCUCUCUCCUCUUUGUUCUGGGCGGUUUAAUAAAAGGUGAAUCCAGCUGGUGGCAGUCGGUUAUUUGUCACGAGGGGGAGCAGAGAUGUGUCUGAGCCCCAAACCCUGGCCUUGCCCCACUGCAGGGGUAUGCCAGGGCUGGCUCCCCUGCCAUGGGGGUAUGGGCAGUGAUUAUAUCCAGGGAUAAUAUCCCUGUAGAUGUUUGCUGGGAUAUUUGGGCAUCAGAGGGAGGAGGGGGCAGAGUGGCUGUCCAGAGCUCGGAAGCAGCUGGGUCUUGUUGCCCAUCGUGGGAUGGUGUCUUUGCCCCCUGCAUGGGGAUACCCAGGGCUCCUCCACCCUCCCUGGCCGGUGACCUUCAUUUUUCCAACCUUUCCCGGUUCUUGGGCUUCCCUGGAAGCAGCUUUGGGCUUUGAUGUUACCCCAAAUCUGUGCAGGCUUGUUACGACUAGGACUUUCUUGUUCCAGUCUCUAAAAUGGCAGGGAUUUGGGCUUCCAGACAGGUCCUGCCCAAGCAGGCAAGUGCAGGGAUGGGCAGGAGCUCAGAUGGCAGGAACUCUGAUGGCAGGGCUGGCUGGCAGAAGAGCAGAGCAGUGCUGUCAGGGCAGGUCUGCAGUGGGGCUGCUGCGCUGCCUGGGUAGGUGAGGGGGCUUCCUUGACUGGUGCCUUUAUUUGGGGGAUGCUCUCUGGCACAGCUGCCUGCUCCGUGCCAGGUUCUCCAGCCCACUGGAGGCAGAGGUGAGACUUUGCACUCUUUCUUGGUGUGUGCCAUGGCCACAAUAGAUCCAUCCUGCCUGUCCCCAGGCAGCAGGACUCUCACACGAGAUGCUCGGCCCUUCCUGGCCUCAGCCCAUGCCCUCGUCCCACGUGUAGGCAGGGAAGGGACAGUGACAGAGCCAGGAGCACAGCCCUGGGCCACACAGCCUGGGAGGUUGGUGCAGGCACUGCUGGGCCGGCAUAAGGGGUUUGCGAGACCUUCAGCAGGAUGUACCCCAGGGCCCUUCGGGGUCUGUGGCAUCUUGUGAGCGGCAGGGCAGGGGGCAGAGAGCCUCCUGCCACCAAAGUGCCCUGGCAAUGCUUUCCCCCCCCCGCGCAGCAGCUGCAUCACUUUGCACCAGUGGCCUCAAAUCUGGACCAGCUGUCUAAGCCUUGGUUUAAAUAGAAAGGGGGAGAGGGGGGGGAAGAAGGCAAGCUGUGAGUGUAUUAAACAGGCUUGAGGAGGCUUUUGUUGGCUUCUCAGCUCCUCAGUGGUGUCAUUUCAUGCUGAUCCCACCAGCUCAGCCCCUUUGUUGCCAUGGCCUAUCCCUCCCCAAGAGCGUCAGCCUGAGGCUUGGCUGUGCUGUGCUGCCCCUGCCAUCAGAGAUGGGCAGCAGAUGGACUCUUGCCCUUUCCGUGUUGAACCUGGGACACCCUCCGAGUGGCCAGGCUGGAGCCGGCACCUCUCAUCCUCCAUACACCCUCGUGAAAGAAAGCAGCUCCUCAAAUCCUGCACAAGAAUGCACAUGUCAUUGCCCUGGUGAAAUCCACCUCUUCUGGAGCUGGAAGUGAGAGAAGAACCACAACCCAGAGGCUGAGCCAGCCUUGCGCUCUCCCUCUGGCUUCAGUGCAGUGCUGCCAGCGCUCGGUGGCUCUGCGCUCGUACCGCAGAGCCCGUGAUGCGACGGUGCAAAGGCAAAGCCCAGCAGAGGCACCAGGGCUGGUGGCGUGAUGUCUGCACCAUGGAGCCUUUCUCGGGCAGAGGAUGGAGCUGGUGAUGAGCUGAGAGCGCAGAAGCAGGGCACCUGCUUGGGUUUAUUGCUGCUUUUGUGCAGUCUGAGCUGCUAAGCAGCGCUGCUGGGGAGCGGAGUUGCUUAGUGACUGCCUGAGCCCCAUCCUGCUUUUGGAAGCUGGGGAUGGUCUGAGGGUGGGAGGUGCCAUUCAUCCCCCGGUGCUGGGCUGGGCUGCCCCAACCUCCCAGGCACUCAUGCUGCUGGAGAGAUCAUACUCCUCCUUCUCCCUCCACCACUGUAGCUGGGGUGAGUGGGUAAGGUCCUGCCCUGAAGACCUGCAGAGGGAUUUGGAGGCACGAGAAAAAUCUGCAAGAAAUUCUCCGUGAACUGAGACUUUGUGAUCCCUUGUCACUCGCAUGGGAAAAGGGCUCCCCAGGGAAUGCUGCCUACGAUCGCCACCUCUCCCGCAGACCCCCACAGCGGGAGUCACACCAGAGCCCUCAAAUGCUCCCCACCCAAAGGGGAGCUCAAGGCCAUACAGGCCCAGGCAGUAGCUGCACACCCAGUAACACCCAUGGGCCUCCUUCCCCAGGGUCCUCCUGCACCCACACUCAGUAUUCCCAACAGCCUGGGCCAGGAGUAGCUGCAGCAGCAUCUUCACAUCUAAGGUUUCCAAAUCAACCUUGAAGGGCCAGUGGUGGCCAUGAAGGGUCUUGGGAAGAAAGGAGUAGGAGCAGAAGGCAGCGGGGCAGUGAGCAGAGUACAGGCUGGAACCAAGCUUAGCUCUGUGCCUGGAGAUGCCCACAGCCAAGUCACACCUGGAAAUGGCACAAGGAAAUGCAGGUUUGAAGGUGGGGUUAAUUCAGAGAAAACCCUUCCACGGAGAGCACCAGGAAGGAGCCUGGGACAGCGCUGGGACACAUCAGGCUGAGCUGCUCACAUUCCCUAUAGGCACAAGGAGAAGGGAGGGGUCAGCUGAAAUCUUUUUGAAGAUAAUGGUGGUGGCAACAGAAAGGGCAGAGACACUCCACAAAAAUCCUCCAACACACCAUAGGAAAAAAAAAGGUUUUAUUAUCACCAUUAUCAACGUUUUCAUUAGCUUAACACUGAAUUGUAAAUCACUCAAUCAUUACAUAUUGUCUGAAUAAAACCUACAGACAGGAAAAAAGUAUAGUAGAAUCCUCUCCUGACUACAGACGAGCGGCCGGUGUCCCACCGGCGCUGCCGGGACGGCGUCCCACCUUCCACCCAAGGCAGCCCACGCACCUCACAAACAACUCGCCACAGUGGCAAGCAGGCUGCCUGGCUCCGUUGCCUGUGGUCCCUCGGGCUCUGCAGAGAUUACCUCUCACCAGAUGAUGUUAAAAACCUCCAGAAAGUUUUGGAGAGGGUUACAGAGGCCAAAAAGAGCAGAUCAGCUGCCCCCACUCCUACAAGAAAGGCAAGAGGAGAGGUAGCAACCAUGUAGUGCUCCUGCAAAGCUAUUGGGAAGCAAUUAACAAAGUAAAAAGGUUUAACCCCACGAAAGCAGCUUUCCCUAUGGCGGCCAGGCCCCUGGGCAGCGGGGGUACAAGGCAGAGCACCAGCACGCUGGCACGGGGGAGGCGAGAGCGUGGAUGGGCUGGGGUGGCUCCAUCCCUGAGCAGAGACCAGCUCUGCAGCACUGCCCUGGGGCUCCCCGUGGGCAGCGCGGGAUGGAGGCCUCAGUGCAGAGAUGCUGCGGGCAGCCUCGGUCCCCUCGGGAUGGAAUAAGGCCUCUACCGAGAGGGAAGGGAGAACCCAUGCAGGGAGCAGCGGGCGCAGGGGAAAGCAAAAGGAACCUGGGGGAAAGCUCGCUGGGAGCUCCCCUUCUCCCUGGCCAGCACAGAGGCAGUUCCCUCCCUGUCCCUGCCUUCUCCCAGCUGUCUGUAUGACACAUCACCCUGCGAGGGAUGCCGAGCCCUUGCAGAAGACCCCCAGCUCCUACCAAGGACGGGAAAGGAAGGACCCCCUGUGGUCCAAAUUCAGGACUGCCACGAAACAUGGGCAUGACCCCAGCAUCCCAGGUGGGUGGCAGGCCAUGGCAGUGCUGUGCAGGGGGGUCUGGGGUGAGGCACUGCAUCCACCGGGUGCCCUUUCCACCUGGCACAGGGAGCAGCCUGCAGCUCACCGCAAGAAGGCAAGCCCAGCGCCGUGAGGCUGGAGGAACGUGCCUUGGAUUCACUCUCCAAAUCUUGAUCUUCCUUUCUCCAAACAAAGCCAAAACCAGCUCCAGGUCAAGGAGAUAGAAUCACCAAAGCAGAGACCAGUGAGCAGCACUGGGUAAGGAGCAACAGCCCCAGAGAAAAAAGUGCUGCAGGAUUUAAAGUUCCAAGCUGGUGUUUAGGGGGAGCUGGAGCCCCCGUGGGCAGCUAUCCUAAUCUGUAGUGCCCAAGCAAUUACAAAAACCUAGCUCCUGGAAAGCUUGUGGGCAUAGCUUCAGCAGAAGGUGUGUGCCUCGAUUCUUUCCUUGGGCUGCUUCUCCCCCAUCCCUGCCCAGUGAGCAGAGCUCACUGCUGCCCACGCCCUGUGUGUGCCCGCACGGCCUCUCUACAGACAAAGCCCUUUCCUUCCCACGCAGGGGGGUCUCAAGCCCACACGAGGUGCCCAGCAUGCAGUGUAAAUGCAAAGGCUGCCUACUGACUUGGCAGAGCGGGGUUUAACCAUAUAGCUUUGGUUGCCAUUUUAGCUACUGGAAAGUCAUGAAGGGAAAAUCGUUAGGUUGUAGCCUCUGUUUGCUGGUGCUGGCUCCUCCUGUUUCAGCUGCUAAAGUGCAACGAACCAAAUGCUACAAGAAACUCUCCCCAGCUUCUCUCCUCUACCCAAUGAGAGCAGUGACCACAAGGAAGGGAGGGCAGAAGGGUGUCUACACCGUGAGAGGAGCUUGAGGUUCCCCAGGAACGAAUCUGAUGCUGCUGUCGUGGGUGAGUGGCUGGGGCUAGGGACGGAUGGGCAGCUGCUUGGUCACCGAGAUGUUGGUCACCGAGCAGAGGAGUCUGGCAGUGUGAGUUUAAGAUCCAUUAGCCACAUUUUGAGAAUACCUAAUCACUCACAAACUCCCCAGGGAAUUACCAGGUUCACAGAGGCCCGCUGGAAAGCCAGCAGACCCUCAGAUACACAAAGGGCGCAGCAGGAGAGCAGCUCCAGGCUCUGCCAUGCCAGGUCUCACAAGUGUCCCAUGGACUUGGCUGCCGGGUCUUGCGUUGGCAAAGGGCUUGUAAAAGGGAACAAGACACUGACUGCAAAACCAGCCAGCCCCUUUGGAGGGAUUUCUCCUCCCUAAGGGAACCUGGCAUUUUCCAAAGUGUUACUGUGCGCUGUGUACCUGCAUACAUUCGUACAGACACACACAUGUGGACAUCCACAAGCACACACCUUGGCAGGUGCACACUGGGGUAAACAUGAAAAGGCUUUUACCUAUCAUCCUCUUUUCCAAAUGUUUGGCUCGAAUUUGGUAGCUGCAAUUUCUUUUUAGAUGCUUGCUCCAGGUCUCAACAUGCCCUGGACUUCUCUGCUGAUAGCACUUCGCAUUUACACAUCUCUCUCUUCUCAAAGCAUAUCACAAAACCCCAUGAAUUAUUUCAUCAUUCACUGGGGCUCCCACCAUCACUGGGCCAGUGACCUGCUUCCUGCAUGGCCAGAGGACUGGCAAUCUUGAGAACAACAUGAAGAUUUUUUCCCAUGGGAAAUGCUGUGAUAAAUCCACAGGCAAUGAACUGGGAUGCUGUUUUGAAGCUGGUUGAUUUUAUUCACUGCAUCAAUGAUAGAGCUGAUUUAAAAUCCAAUAUCCUCAUCUGCCACUUUGGAAAAAUCUUUUGGUGAGCCCAACAUUAGCUAACUUCUGAAGAACGGCACAGAACAGCCUGUUCCUGUUUCACACAUUAGUCCCCUGUGAUCCUCUGCGAAGGUGCAUUUUCUCUGCCUUGGGUGGAAUUUUCUAACAAAAUGGACAAAUACCAUCUAUAUAAUGGACAAAAUAACCCACAAAGCCUUUAAAGAAGAGCAGCUCAAUCUGCCGCUCUGAAAAAACCCUCCCUUUAGCUUGCUCCUGGUAUCUUGAGGAAAAUAGGCAGCUGUCAGGCAGAACUCAUGCAGCCCCAGAGUGCAAAGGCUUUUUUGCUUAAUCAGGGCUACAGUGGCAGUGGGAACCAUUCUCGUUGAGUUACAAAUACUAGAUAGCCUAAGAAAAACAGGGAAAUUGAAACAGUCAUGAAGUUUAUAUUGAACCUAUUUUCUACCUCUGUAGUAUGAAGUUACCUACAGCUGUUUCAUUCUUCACCUAAGAGAGAUUUCAUGUCGAUGGGCACAUAUACUCACAGAGAAGUCUGUAGGAUGAAUGUAUCUCACAAGGCAACAGCCCAGUCUUCGUUUUUUACAAUCAAUAUGGAUCUUUUUCAAAAGUGAUGUCAUUGAGAUUGAAGACAAUUAUAAACUGUAUCAACAAUAUGUACUACAGCCUGCAAGUCACAAUCUGUGCACACCAAAUGGAAUAUAUUAUUGCUUGUUAGCCUAUUAGACUUUCUUUAUAAAAAGAUUUUUAUACAGAGUACAGGAUUAUGACAAAACUAGCUAAGUAGUUCUCAUCUUGAAAAUACAACAUCAAUUCUUUCAACAAAGGCUUGAAUAGUAGCUAAGUGUUAAUGAACAAUAACAAAUAUUUACCAAUAAUUUUAUGGCCAGUUUGAACAGAAUUUCUUAUAGGACUCUUCUGGUGUUUAUUUACAUAUGCCUCUUCUUUUGGAAAAAAGUUGAUAAAAUAUAACAAGGAACAUAGAAAUCAAAAGAAUGAGUAAACUUCAUACCAAGAACAUUAACCAUUUUUGAAAACACUAAAUUAUGUUAUCUGUUAAAAAACAUACAUCAUUUUGUCCUUAAAGAAAAAUAUUUUUCCUGUUUUAAAAUAUUACCAACAUCAUGUAAUAAACUAACUUAAAAUGAGUUUCAUAAAAAAGUUGUCUUGUCUAAACAUUACUAAACAUGCUUAGGUUGAGAUUCUGUUAACUGCCUCAACAUCUUAAAAAUAGCUCCUUUACAGGAACUUGUGAUAUUCAUACUCCAGAAGACCUGCAAAUUUAGAACAGUACAUUGAUAAAGGAUCUGGUAGCUAGAAACAAUAAAUAUAUAUUUUCAUUCAAAGCAAAUAAUUCUGAAACAUCCUUUGCAACAAUCCAUGGCCAAGAAGUGGGGAUGCACCUGGCUAAACAAUAAAGUCACCUGGCCCUUACCCUGCCCAUGGGCACAAACGCCCGUGUGCUCAUGUCCCCAGAAGGGAUGCUCCACCUGCCCACAUGGCUUCGGCUGCAGGUUGAAGACCAUGGAUUGAACUUCAGAGUGAGGACCCUGGCUCUGUGGCAUCCCAUUUGGGCAAAGCGAAAGCAACAACAGGAGACUGGGAAAAUAUCAUGUUUUUUUGCCUGAACAACUAGGACUAACCACAGUCAUGGCUGCUUUUUGCUCAGACCACAGAGAGAACAAAGCCAUGUGUGAGGCAUGGUUCUGGUGCUCUGCUCCCUGCUGUGUGCUGGGGAUUCCCACUGGGGAAAGAUCAUUCUGCUCUCAGGGAUGCUCUCAACAUCAGGAUUUCACUGUUUUCCAUGCUAAUAGUAAUGCCAGUAACAUUGAGGUACAGGCUCUCCACUUUUUUUUUGCAAGCAAUCCUCCCAUUACUAUUAAGGUCGAGUAUUUCAUGCACAAGGAACAGGGAAUCAACCCUGAGCUGGGCAGGUAUUUCUGUCUCCUCAAUCUCAUCCCUCAUCAUCACUCACAGACCAAAAAUACUAUGAUGCCUCUUGGUUUAAGUCUCUUGGCUCUUCCUCUCUCUUCCCAUCCCUGACUAUAACUAACAACUAGACUCAGACACAGGUAAAAACUCAGUCAGGACUUGCAAAGGGGAUCAAAGUUUAGUUUUCAGCUACUCUCACUCUAGCAAACUGCUACUUUUUCCACAACCACACUGGUAAUCCCAACUGUCAUAUCACAUCAUCUUAGAAACUAGCAAGUCAAAUUUGAGUGGAAAAAAAAGAUUAGGCUUUAUAAAAAUAAGCUAUUCCAAGCCUGAGACCUGCUUUGAAUGCUAUAUUGAGAGUCUUUAAAUUGAUGGAUAACUAGAAGACUUCUUUUUUAACUAUAAUACACCAUGGUCAGUGCAGGAAUCACGGGCAUGAGUGAAGCAAGAAUUUAUGACUGCAGGGUACCGUGCAGCUCUCCUGGCCUCACUCCCCACGGGCACUCCCAGAAGGGCUCCAGUGAGUCUGCUUUACCAAGGAAGAUCAUCUGCACCUGCCAGUUCAUGUGACUUCGCUGUGCGUGGCAGCCAGGGGUUGCAACGUUUGCUUACUGGGGAGAAACGGGACUUGGAAGUGAGUAUAAACAAAAGCGAGAACCACUGGACUACAAUCAACUACGAAAAAAAUGCAGAAGAAAACAGGACAGAGCAGACUGUUAAAACUGCCUCCAAAUUUCAGAAUCUGAGACGUUAACAAAAAUAACAUAACUGGAACUGUAACUUUUUUUGUUACCCUGACAGUGAACUUUUAGCAUGAUUAAAAACAGACAGAAGAUAAGUCUUCAGUGUUAAGUAGUCCUAUUGUAACUAAACUGAUCACCACUGAGCUUGCAGAGCUUUUGGAGGAGUAGGAUAUAGAGACACAUCACAUUUGCCAGGCAUACAGGAACUGAGGUUUUCAACAGACAGUCAUUAAACAAAGUUUUCCAGGGGAAUAUUUUUGGCAUAUAUAGUCUCCUACUCCCACUAAAGACUGCAAAAAUGUUGCAUUCAUCUUACUGGACACAGGAAAACCAUGAUUAACUAGCUAUUACUGGUAGAUAAUGUCCAAACUAAGUACCAAUAUAAAGUUUUCGGCAUAACUUAAGACAGAAGCCCUGUUACUCAGCUGCCAGGUCUGGCACGUACCUGGAGCUCCCCAUGGUCCUUUUGAAGACAUAGUUAUUAAAAGAUCCAGUGCUACAAACCACUAAAUCUACCUAAUCUAUUCUAGUUCAUACACAUAUUUUACAAUAUUGCCUAGUACUCACUACAUACCAAGAGGAAAAGAUGCUGACUUGAAUUACAGUAAAUGUGCUUUUUUU
Molecule: messenger RNA, 11308 nt
Organism: Athene cunicularia (burrowing owl)
Lineage: Eukaryota; Metazoa; Chordata; Aves; Strigiformes; Strigidae
Gene: KCNK15
Product: potassium two pore domain channel subfamily K member 15
Exons: 3
Coding region: 1-1152 (383 amino acids)
Biological process (GO): potassium ion transmembrane transport; stabilization of membrane potential
Cellular component (GO): membrane
Molecular function (GO): potassium ion leak channel activity
Source: RefSeq, a predicted model, not a curated record